GACGCGAAAAACAAAUUCCUUUCCCCUCCUCAUCCACCUUCUCCCAUGGCUAUCAAACUUAAUUUCUUCAGGUACUCAUAUAUCCAACCCUUUACAGACGCCUUCAAGGAAUAGCUAAGGAAUCGCUGUUAGGGUACGGUAACUUUGACGGGAUUUAUAGAAGAUGAUGAGGUUACAAACUUAUGCGGGGCUUAGCAUAAUAGCUACACUGGCCGUUAUUUAUCAUGCAUUUAAUAGCAGAGGCCAAUUUUACCCAGCAAUGGUUUAUUUAUCAACGUCCAAGAUCAGCCUGGUGCUUCUUCUUAAUAUGGGUCUUGUCCUCAUGUGCAUUUUGUGGCAGCUGACUAAGAAAAUCUUCCUUGGUUCCCUUCGAGAGGCUGAGGUGGAGAGGCUGAACGAGCAGUCUUGGAGGGAACUCAUGGAAAUACUUUUUGCCAUCACAAUUUUCCGGCAAGACUUCUCAGUUAUGUUUCUUGCAAUGGUAACUGCGCUCUUGCUUAUCAAGGGCUUGCACUGGUUGGCUCAAAAGAGGGUUGAGUAUAUUGAAACAACUCCAACUGUUACUACAUUAUCCCACGUUCGCAUAGUCUCCUUCUUGGGCUUUCUCCUCCUCAUAGACAGUCUCUUCUUGUACGACUCUGUCAGCUAUUUGAUACAGACAAGACAGGCAUCUGUUUCUCUAUUCUUUGCAUUCGAGUACAUGAUACUUGCGACAACAACUGUCUCAACUUUUGUAAAAUAUGUCUUCUACAUAAGCGACAUGCUUAUGGAAGGACAAUGGGAGAAGAAGCCUGUCUAUACUUUCUACUUAGAACUUAUCCGAGACUUGCUCCACUUGUCUUUGUACUUGUGCUUCUUCAUGGUGAUUUUCAUGAACUAUGGCGUGCCCCUGCAUUUGAUUCGGGAGCUUUAUGAGACAUUCCGCAACUUCAAGAUUCGAGUUGCCGAUUACAUACGCUAUCGGAAGAUCACUUCAAAUAUGAAUGACCGUUUUCCAGAUGCUACACCAGAAGAGCUCGAUGUAAGUGAUGCUACCUGCAUCAUAUGUCGUGAGGAGAUGACCACUGCUAAGAAACUUAUUUGUGGGCAUCUGUUUCAUGUGCAUUGCCUCCGUUCAUGGCUAGAGCGUCAACACACCUGUCCUACUUGCAGAGCCCUUGUUGUGCCAGCUGAAAAUGGGACGAAUGUGGUAGGAUCGCGACCAGAUGCUCAACAAGGCCCUGGAUCAAGUGGUGCAAGUACAUCUCAGAGUUCGCAAGCAAAUACCGUGGCAAAUAAUAAUGUUAGCCAACACCAGGCUAGACUCCAAGCUGCUGCUGCAGCAGCAGCAGUUUAUCAGAAGUCCUUUGUUUACCCUUCUGUACCAACGCUAUUGUGGUCUCCUGGAUAUGCUCCAGUUCCUCCGUCCGAUAGUCCAACAGGCAGUUCUGUCAAUGUGCACCCAGAUGGGGAGCGGGCAUCAAAUGAACAGUCACCGCAACAUCAGUUAGCAAAUAUGCCCUUUGCUCAAUAUCCACAAUGUGGUUUCCUCCCUUUUCAGUAUCCUGGUGCUAACAACCUUAGUAUUCCAAAUGCUCAACUUGAGGCCCAUAAGAUACUUUUACAGCAACAAAUUGAGGUUUUGCAAAACCAGCUCAAGCUUUUAGAGAAUCCAAACACACAGAAAUCAGCAGAUGCUGUAAGAAUUUCUGAUAGUAAGGGAAAAACAAUUUUGCCAGAGCUCUCUCAAGGACAAACCGAAGGCGCAGAAAUGUGAAGCUAGCACAACUGUAUAUUUGUCGUAAGUGCAGGCUGAAGUUUGGACGUACAGUUAGAAAUAGCAAUUGAACAAUGGAAUUUACAAGAGGUUCUGUAAGUUGUAUAAUUCUCGAGUGCUCUGGAAAGUGUUGUAUUUUAGUUCAGCAACUGACUACUUCUGUCUUCUGAUAGGAUUUCUUCUUGAGGAUCUCAAAAAUCUUGGUACUCCUUUUGAGUUUUACUUCACUUAUUAUGUGCUACACACAAUUUUCCUUAAAUAAACUUCACACUCUUGUUCGUUCUUAUUCUUCUUCUUUAGUUUUUCCCCUUAUGUGAGACAUUUCAGGGGAAAUAACAAUUUUGUUAUCCUUUUAUAACUCACACAAUGGGAAUUUAUUGCAGUUUAUCUGCCAGAGCUUAGACUAGAUGAUUUUACUCUUUCACAUACGAUAUACGGAGAAGGGCGUAGAGUACCUCUAUCGUAUGAUAAAUGGUUUAUAAAUACCCUCCGUCCAUCUAUCUGUCUGAAAAUAUAUAGGACGUUAUUUCUAUUUUUAAAUUUACCCCGCGACUAACGGAACUCCAUGUGGGCAUCUCAUUAAAUGAUGUGGCGUUCUUUCAUUUGUUCACGUGGCUCAGUGGGGCUGACAUUGUAUUUGGGUCUUUUUCGACCCAUUAAACCGAUCCGACCCACUCAUUUUACCUUAUACCCACUCUUUUAACCCUACACCCACAUAUUUUACUGUCUUCUUUCCCAAUUUAGAACCUUAUACUCGUUUUAUUUUUCCAAUCCUAUUCUUCCAACUUUGCACCUUUCACCGACAACCAGCCAUGGCUUUUUCUUCCUUAGUUCUCUGUUUUUUCUUCUAUUUUAUUUCUAUGUUUUCUAUUUUGCUCUUCUUUUUCUCCUUUUUUCUAGCAUCGAACCCAUAUUUAUUUAUCUAACUCUUUCUUGCUACUGCCGUCACUCCACACUGCCGGAGGCCCGGAGAAGGGUACAAAGUAUUAGUACAAAAGGCAACGACGGACAAAUCUCAAAAUAUUAUUGACCGGCCAGAGUUGAACCCUUCUGUUCGAGCAUCGCCUGAAAUUGUCCGUUGUUUCAAGCUAGUUUCUUGAGUGACUCGAAAAGUCUCUCAAAAA
Molecule: messenger RNA, 2880 nt
Organism: Nicotiana attenuata
Lineage: Eukaryota; Viridiplantae; Streptophyta; Magnoliopsida; Solanales; Solanaceae
Product: ERAD-associated E3 ubiquitin-protein ligase HRD1B-like
Exons: 8
Coding region: 164-1756 (530 amino acids)
Source: RefSeq, a predicted model, not a curated record